This is a messenger RNA of Lolium rigidum, 2427 nucleotides long. Its product is annotated as putative receptor protein kinase ZmPK1. Bases 1 to 2427 code for a protein of 808 amino acids. The transcript has a single exon. The record is from RefSeq and is a predicted model, not a curated record. Gene Ontology annotation, biological process: protein phosphorylation; recognition of pollen. Gene Ontology annotation, molecular function: ATP binding; protein serine/threonine kinase activity. Lineage: Eukaryota; Viridiplantae; Streptophyta; Magnoliopsida; Poales; Poaceae.
AUGGGCAGCUUCUCCAGUCUAGUCCUUCUUCCACUGAUGUCAUUUCUUCUGCUGCAAUGCUAUGCAUCAGCACAACACACACUGGGCACCGGGUCAUCCCUGUCAGUAGAAGACCACGCGAGGCCCUUCCUCGUAUCACCGGACGCCACCUUCUCCUGCGGCUUCCUCCAAGCCGGCGACAACGCCUUCUACUUCUCCAUCUGGUUCACCGCCACCAAGAACAAGACCGCCGUCUGGUCGGCCAACCCCGGCGCCCCUGUGAACGGCCGGUUAUCCAGGGUCUCGUUCAGCCGCGACGGCGAGCUGGCCCUGGCCGACGCCAACGGGACCACUGUGUGGGACACCAAUACGGGAGGUAACAGGCAGCUCACCGUCUCCCUCAACGACACCGGCAACCUCGUCAUCACGGACCCGUCCACCGGCCACGCACUGUGGCAGAGCUUCCACUGGCCGACGGACACCCUGCUCCCGUCGCAGGCGAUGUCCAAGGACACGAAGCUGGUGGCCGGCUACUACACCUUCUACUACGACAACGACAACGUGCUGCGGCUCCUGUACGACGGCCCGGAGAUCGCCAGCAUCUACUGGCCGGACCCAGACCUCGGCAUUUGGGGGAGCGGACGGACAAACUACAACAGCUCGCGGUUCGGCAUCCUCAACGACGCGGGCGCGUUCCGCUCCAGCGACGGGCUGCGCUUCCAAGCAUCCGACCUGGGCUCCCCCGGCGUGAAGAGACGGCUAACGAUCGACAAGGACGGCAACCUGCGACUCUACAGCCUCGUGAACGCGACCGGUGUCUGGACGGUCACCUGGGUGGCGCUGCAGAAGCCGUGUUCUGUACACGGGCUGUGCGGCAAGAACGCCCUCUGCGAGUACCAGCCGUCCCUCCGAUGCUCGUGCGCGCCGGGGUACGAGAUGGCCGACCGCCGGGACUGGAGAAAGGGAUGCAAGCCGACGUUCAGCCUCCCCGCCUACACCGCCAUCAACUGCAGCCAAGGGGUGCCGGAGGAGUACACCUUCGUCAAGGUGGCGUACACCGACUUCUACGGCUACGACCUCGCCUUCAACAAGUCCGUCACCUUCGAGAGCUGCAUGAACAUCUGCCUGCAGAUGUGCUCCUGCACCGCCUUCUCCUACAGGAUGGAUGGUGUGGGCAAUUGCUUCCCAAAAGGCGUCCUGUUCAACGGCUACACGUCCUCCUUCUUCCCCGGGAGCAUCUACCUCAAGGUGCCCAGCAAGGUCAACGCAUCGGCGCUGCCGUUGGUAGCCGCCAAGGGCCUCGCCUGCAAGCCUAACGGCACUAGUCCGGCCAUCGUCCCAGGAUACGCGGACACGUACGGGAGACCAGCCAGCGGGCCAAAGUGGGCCUACUUCUUUUCGUUCGCCGCGGUGCUGGGCUUUCUCGAGCUCCUAAUCUUCGCCGCAGGGUGGUGGUUCCUGUCCAGCCAUCACAGCAUACCUAGCUCUCUGCAGGCAGGCUACAGGCUGGUCAUGGCGACCCAGUUCAGGCGGUUCUCGUACCAGGAGCUCAAGAACGCGACGGGGAACUUCAAGGAGGAGCUUGGCCGCGGCGGGUCCGGCGUGGUGUACCGCGGCGUGCUCGACGAGGGCACCGUGGUGGCGGUGAAGAAGCUGACGGACGUGCAGGUGCAGGGAGAGGAGGAGUUCUGGGCGGAGGUGGCGGUGUUCGGGAGGAUCAACCACAUCAACCUCGUGAGGAUCUGGGGGUUCUGCUCCGAGGGCAAGCACAGGAUGCUGGUGUACGAGUACGUGGAGAACGAGUCGCUGGACCGGCACCUCUUCGGCACGCACAUCAUCGGCAGGUCCCUGUCGUGGGCCGAGCGGUUCAGGGUAGCGCUGGGCGCCGCCAGGGGCCUCGCCUACCUCCACCACGAGUGCCUCGAGUGGGUCAUCCACUGCGACGUCAAGCCGGAGAACAUCCUCCUCACGCGGGACCUCGACGCCAAGAUCGCCGACUUCGGCUUAGCCAAGCUGUCCGGGAGGGACGCCGCGGCCAGCGACGGCGUGCAGUUAUCACAUAUGAGAGGGACCACGGGGUACAUGGCGCCGGAGUGGGCGCUCGGCCAGCCCGUGGACGCCAAGGUCGACGUGUACAGCUACGGCAUCGUGCUGCUGGAGAUCGUCAUCGGGACCCGGAUCUCAGAUCAGACCACGGCGGACGGCGAGGAGCGGCUGGAGAUGGGGCAGAUCGCGCAGGCGCUCAAGCAGGUAGUGGCGAGUGGAGACAUUGGGUCCUUGGUGGAUACUAGGCUGAACGGGCAGUUCCACCCUCGCCAGGCAAUGGAAAUGGUGAAGAUUUCCUUGUCAUGCAUGGAGGAGAGGAGCAGCAGACCCACCAUGGAUGACAUCUCCAAAGCUCUUACGGCGUGCGAUGACGAGGAUGAGCACCCUGCCUACGUGUCAUGA